Messenger RNA from Pangasianodon hypophthalmus (striped catfish), 1816 nucleotides. RefSeq names its product LSM14A mRNA processing body assembly factor b (gene lsm14ab). The record is from RefSeq and is a predicted model, not a curated record. Gene Ontology annotation, biological process: P-body assembly; cytoplasmic stress granule assembly. Gene Ontology annotation, cellular component: P-body. The transcript has 11 exons. Lineage: Eukaryota; Metazoa; Chordata; Actinopteri; Siluriformes; Pangasiidae. The coding region runs from base 219 to 1661 and encodes 480 amino acids. Gene Ontology annotation, molecular function: mRNA binding.
CAGCAUGCUUUGCAGUUGAUGCGGAGGAAAAUGAAAUCGGCCAUGUCGUGGUAGUUAGCAGUAACUUUCUUUGAGGGAACUGCGCCGACAAGAGUGAGGAGGUUAUAUCGAGUGUGCUCGAGAAGAGGACACACGGAGGGAGUUUGUGCACCCACACGAGGUGUUUUGAUACAGAAAUUAACGUGAAGGAAGAGCUGAAAGGCGAUAAGGAGGACGCCAUGAGCGGCGGGACGCCUUACAUCGGCAGCAAAAUCAGCCUGAUCUCCAAGGCCCAGAUCCGCUAUGAGGGAAUCUUAUACACCAUCGACACCGAAAACUCCACCGUCGCGCUCGCCAAAGUGAAAUCUUUCGGCACUGAAGACCGUCCUACAGACAGACCAGUGGCUCCCCGGGACGAUGUCUUUGAAUACAUUAUCUUUAGAGGAAGUGACAUCAAAGAUCUGACCGUUUGUGAACCACCGAAGCCCAACUGCUCCCUGCCUCAAGACCCGGCCAUCGUACAGUCAUCUCUAGUCUCCACUCCGGCGCCGUCCUUCCAGCCUGUGGGUUCUUACGCGUCCUUCAGCCGACCCCCUGUGCGCGCCUACAGCCAGUUCUCUGCUCCCCUGGUGCCCCAGCCCAUCGGCGCUCCUGUCACUGCAGGAAGUUCAGGGUCCGCGUUCGGUAGCGAGACAAACGUAGCCGCCCCUCUGUCCCAGAGCGCUCUCCCCUCUGACCCUGUCUCUCUGAGCUCACGUGUAACUGAAGGCCGCACGAGCCCGUCUCUCGAUGCCCUGCGGAAGAGCCCGAGCCUGGAACCUGCGGUGCAGCCGGCUCCUCUAGCGCCUCCUGCUGCAUCUGUGAGUCAGAAGAGUCCUGGAGGGGGCAGACCUCCUCCCAGCUCCCAGAAACAGCCUUCUGACAGCCAGGAGCAAAGCAGGGCUGCUGAAGUAGAGAAGAAUGCUCGCCCAGAAACGGACUUGAGCAAGGUGGAGAACCGGGAAGCCAGCAAACGCCCACAAGGCACAGGUGCCCCCGCACUGCGAAGAGGAAGAGGAGGAAGUGGUGGCGGUGGAGGAAGUGGUGGUGGUGGUGGUGGAAGUCAGCGCGGCCGCGGCCGGUUUAACAUGCGCAGAGACGGACCAAUGAAGUUUGAGAAGGACUUUGACUUUGAGAGUGCCAACGCCCAGUUCAACAAGGAGGAGAUCGACCGCGAGUUCCAGAGCAAGCUUAAAAUCAAAGAUGAGAAGGCGGUGAACGGGGAAGACAAGGGCGACUCGGGUGUGGAGACGCAAAACAGCGAGGGCAACGUGGACGAGGACGACCCACUGGGACCCAACUGCUACUACGACAAGUCCAAGUCCUUCUUCGACAACAUCUCCUGUGACGACUCCAGAAAAGAUAAACCUGGAGGUGGCAGGGAGCGGAGGCAGACCUGGGCAGAGGAAAGGAGGAUGAACGCUGAGACGUUUGGCCUCCCGUUGCGCCGAGGGCGUGGAGGUUUCCGGGGCAGAGGGGGCCCUAUGGGAUUCCGUGGCGGUCGCGGGCGCGCAGCCGGACGCGGCUCUUUUGGACCGCCCCGCGGUGGAUCUGGAUUCAGGGGGGGGUUCCGCUCAGGACGGGGAGGACGAGGAGACUUCUCUGAAUUUGAGUACCGGAAGGACAACAAGGUGGCAGCGUAGUUCACAAGAGGAGCAACUACAGCGUCUUCUACAGGCUGGAGUUCUCCUUCCCUCCUCUCUCCUCCCCUAUAGACACUCUGUCCGUCUGUCCUGAAUCCAGUGCGGGAGGUGGACUCGCUCCUCCUUUCCGCUUCCCUUCUCCUCUUUUUUUUUUU